AUGCCCAAGGCCGCACCGAAACAACUAGUUAACCCAGUAGUGGACGCCGCAGCUCCCUACCCGCACGCCGCCGAGUUCACCGCGGUGGCAACCGCGCCCAAGACAAAAACCAAAACUGCCAGGCCAGCUGCUGAUGAUUCAUCGUCCACAGAGGACCCUCUCAUCUUCCUGACGGCGGUGAAGCUGCCCGGCGAGGAGGAAGGCGAGGUGCCCAUCUAUGACUCGUGCGAUGAAAUCCGGAGGAAGAUAAGGGCAUUCUUUCGCGAUCCUAAUUAUCGGAGAUUUAUGGAGAAGAAGGGUGAAGGGUCGGGGGCGGAGAAUGGAACCUUUACGGGAGCGUACAUCUUUUUUGAGAAGAAGAGGAUCUAUGAGAACAAGCCAAAGGGGAAGAAAAGAAUUGAAAGUGAGCAGGACUAUCCCCUUGGCCGUCCCCUGGAGGACGAUAACCGUGGACGGAAGUGGAUCUGUUCGGCCGAGCUGGGGCCGCCCACAAAAAAGGAAGCCAGAAUGGCUAUUGCCAGGAGAAUGUAG
Messenger RNA from Morchella importuna, 531 nucleotides. RefSeq lists its product as uncharacterized. The record is from RefSeq and is a predicted model, not a curated record. Lineage: Eukaryota; Fungi; Ascomycota; Pezizomycetes; Pezizales; Morchellaceae. The coding region runs from base 1 to 531 and encodes 176 amino acids. The transcript is spliced from 4 exons.